Molecule: messenger RNA, 1710 nt
Organism: Topomyia yanbarensis
Lineage: Eukaryota; Metazoa; Arthropoda; Insecta; Diptera; Culicidae
Product: G patch domain-containing protein 4-like
Exons: 3
Coding region: 173-1564 (463 amino acids)
Biological process (GO): regulation of ribosome biogenesis
Cellular component (GO): nucleolus
Molecular function (GO): nucleic acid binding
Source: RefSeq, a predicted model, not a curated record
CUCACUGAUGGAUGAUCAGUGAAUACAAAAUAAAUUCAUCUGCUGCCAAAAGAGGGUGCACAACAGCCACGCGUUAUCCUCGUUUGAAGUGACUUUUCCGGAAUAUUUAUUUAGAAAAUUUAAUUAUCAAUGUUAUAGUUUCCACUGAAAAACGAAUCGUGGUGCUUGGAAAAUGGAUUUCGCCAAAAAUAUACUUCAGAAGUACGGCUGGAGAGAUGGUGAUGGAUUAGGCAAAAAAUCGGACGGAAUCGUCAAACCGAUCAAGGCUAGCUUCAAAUUCAACAGCACUGGUUUCGGUGCCGAUCCAGCUAAGGAACACACCAAUAAAUGGUGGGAACGGGUAUUCGAUGAAGCGGCCAACAAUAUCGAGGUUGGUCCAGCGGGAAAGAUUACCCAACGGGAGAAAGAUGCCGUGGAAAUAUCGAAUAAGAGCUACUCGGUUCGAAAGCUGGCGCAGAAGACUGCCUCCGGGAAGGCUAACUACGGAGGGUUUCUAAAGGCGUCAACCUUGUUAGGCAACGUUGGUCGAGAGGAAGAUUUAGAAGGACACAUCCAGACGGAGGAUAUUGAGUUCAAACCGGCAAAGAUUUUAACAGAUGAGGAAUUAUUUGCCGCCUGUGGCGGUAGAACGGCACAUAAAGGCGCUCGGCAUGGACUGACACUUUCCGGUAAGUUGGCCCGCGUGGAAGCACAGGAUAGCAAAUUGCUGCAGGAGUUGGAAUCCAAGUCAUUCGAAUCGGUUAUCAAAAAUAACGAUUGGCAACAGGUGCAGAAACGAAAAAAGUCCAAGAAGAAAAAGCGAAACGAGGAAAAGUGGGUAGAACGGCACCAGGAGGAAGAGGAAGAUGAGCUCAAGGAUAUGAUACAUAAUUCGAAUUAUGUCGUUAAGAAAAAUAAAAAGAAAGCCAAAGCUACUGAGCGGAUGGAGAGUGAUCUAGUCGAUGAAAUGACCAGCACGAUGGGAUUCUUCGAAACUUUGCCGGAGGAAGACGGGGUGGAACCAGAUCCUGGUCCAACCAUCGAGCAGGAACUAGAUAUGCUGAGUAACAAGAUUCGCAAAUUGGACCACGGUUCAGUUACUAUCAAAAAGAGAGAUAAAUUGAAUAAGAAAAAACUGAAAGCCCUUGCAAUGCAAGCUGAUAAAGAGGACGAGGAAGAUGAGACUAUGGAUCCGGCGGCAAAGUACAGAAAAGAUUACAAAAAGAAGCAGAAGCAAAACAAUAAACUGCUUCGAGCUACGGUUCCUCAGGAGGUUCCACCGGAGCGGAAGGUAAAACCAAAAAAGUUACUCAAGUCGGAUAGCGAAGCAUCGGAGAGUGACGAGGGCGAGAAGGAUGUGAUUCAACGCAUCAACGAGUACCGGGAGAAGAUCGAAUCGAAACUACCAACUAUUAAAGUAAUCGAAGCAGCUGAUGAGGAUCAGCAAUUGCUUGCGGAUCGUUUCAAGAACGCACACCGGAACGGUGUCAAACGUGUGGGCCGCCACAAAGCCAAAAGGAACAAGAGCAAGAAGAGAAACCGCAAAGUGGCUCAGUUGGCGGAAGAUUUGCUUAAGAAUUUGUAAGGCGCUUCCAGUUAUUUUUGAAUUAAAAGCAAUUCUAGAAAGCCUUUUUGCUGUUAGCAUAAGUUAUUUCAGUCUUUUGUAACGAUUUGUUUACGAAAUCUUUGAAGUUUUUAAUAUACAAUUGAAUUAAAGUAAUUACAAUGAAA